GUCGGUUGUUGGUUCAUCAACUCAUAAGAAGCAUAAGGCAAAAGAUGAUAUAAUAAGCGAUCUACCGGAAUCAGUUAUGACUCACAUUCUCUCGUUUCUCCCCACAAAAGAUGCUGUUCGUACAAGUGUGUUAUCUAAAACAUGGAUUGAAAAGUGGACAUUCAUCACCAAGGUGAAAUUGGAUGAUAGGGUCUUCUAUUCUUCCAAGAAGAAGAAAUCUGAGCGGAAAACACUCCAACAGUGCUUUAUAAACUUUGUCAAUAGAGUUCUUCUUCUUACCGGAAGUCACAUUGUGGAAAGUUUUUAUCUUGCCAUUGCUAACAAUUAUGAUCCAUCUGUUCUAAAUACCUUCAUCACUUGCAUCUUGAAGAAAAGGGUAAAGAAACUUUCUAUCUAUUCGCGUGAAGGACUCACCUUCUCCGCUCUUACAUCUCACUACCUUUUCAAUCAUGCCACUUGUUUAGAAGACUUGGUGCUCAAUGCAUAUUGUUUUUCUCCUAUCAAAAUCCCUAUCUAUAAGAUUUCUGGUGUUUUUCUUUUUACAAGUCUAAAACUUCUCAAGCUGUAUCGAGUAAUAUUUACAAUUGAUAAAUCUCAGCGGAUUAUUUUUUCAGUAUUGGAAAAGUUUGAGUCACAAGACUGUUUAUGGUUAAGUGCGGGUGCGGCUGAUGUCACUUUAGAACUAAAAGCACCUCUGCUUGAAAGUGUUUACAUAGUACACAAUACCAUAACUAGUGAGCCGCCCUGCAAAAUCAAACUUUCUGAUUCACGUCUGAAAGAAUUCACUUAUGGCGGUGAUGGUAUGUCACAAGCUAUUGUUCUGUCUGAUCCACCUUCAGCUUGCCAUGCUACUUUUACCAUCACUUUGUGGUGCGAUCAAGUAACUGAAUCAUGUGUCUCUCCCCUUCUCAAGCAAUUUACUCAAGUGAAGAGGAUCAAAUUUAUGUUUCUGGAAGAACCAAUUCUGGAUCUUCUACCUAGAUUUGCAAUGUUGAGCGAUUUGGAGCUUGACUUUGUUAGUGUUGAAGUUUUGUUGGGCUUAAUUCAAAAGUCUCCUGCUCUCAAUACUCUACUUAUCAAGGGAAUAUUGGAAUUCAACCAUGAGCUUCUUAACCCUGCUGCUGUGCCAAAUUGUUUGACAUCCACUCUCCAAGUUGUGAAAUUUGGAUGUGUCCGUGGAAACGAGAAUGAGCUUUUAUUAGCUAAAUAUUUAAUGGAAAAUGGUACAGUGCUUGAGAGGAUGAGUUUCUCCCUUGCUCGUGCAGAGUUGGUUAAAUCUAAGGUCAUCGAAGAAUUUAAGGAGAAGCUGUACUCAUUUAAGAAAGGAAUCUCUUUUGCCAUACUUGAAUUUUCAUAUGAAUUUUCAUAUGAUUAUUACUAGUUUGUAGAAACAAGUUGUUCUUGUCUACAAUGGUUCUUUUGCUUGUUGUUUAUAUAAUGCUAAGAUGCCUACAAUAUGUUUCUUUUGGAUACAGCAUAUGAUGUUGCUUGCAAUUCAUUGUCUACAAAUGGUGGUGACUAUACUUUUGGCUGUAAGAUUGGUUUGUAUAUUAGCAGCAACUAGCAAGUUUGUCUUUAUUUUCUGUUCUAGAAGGACAAACAAUUUACCAUGUAACAUGUUUAUUUCUGAUAUAAGAAUUCGACUAUGUAACCUUUGAA
Vicia villosa (hairy vetch) is the source of this 1659-nucleotide messenger RNA. RefSeq names its product F-box/FBD/LRR-repeat protein At3g14710-like. The record is from RefSeq and is a predicted model, not a curated record. Bases 77 to 1381 code for a protein of 434 amino acids. Gene Ontology annotation, molecular function: protein binding. Lineage: Eukaryota; Viridiplantae; Streptophyta; Magnoliopsida; Fabales; Fabaceae. The transcript has 3 exons.